AUGUCGGCCUCUUAUGAUUCGGGAAAUGAAAUCACUAACGUGACGUGGAUCACCGUGAUUCUAAGCGAACGAGAUGCGGCUGGCCAGGUUCCUAUUAAUUUUGUAACCAAUCCUGCAGUAGUGCUCUCACCAGCCUGCUUCGGUAAUGGCUUGUAUGCUACCCAAGAGGCUGCGAGUUGCAUGUCAAAUCUUCUUGCAGUGGGCUACAGACGUUUCAUCUUGGACCUGUACUGGUCGGUCUCUCGAAGAAAGUGGACAUUUUGUCCCGCAGAAAUUCCGGACGCAGACAACAUUGUAGCAUCAUCGACACAGCUGUCAACCGCAACUGCAGACAUGACCAGUUCAUCUGUCACGACUACCACUGGGACUGGCCCGACCACAGUCAGCCCAGAUAUGGCCGCGGCGACUUUGGUGGGUUAUGAGGAUGCCCAGGGCGAAACCAUUCUUGAGCUGGGGCCCUACAGAUGCUCAAAGAAUCUCGACCUGGACACUCUGUCCGACAUCUUCCGUGGCUACUUUCAAGACACAAAGUCUCGACUUUUGGUUUCUACGAACUACUUGAUUUUGAAUUUACACGCUGCCACUCGAGAAACUGGGCAAGCGAGCCCAGCUCGGCCACUUGCAUCCAAGGAUCUGCCCUCAUCCGAGUUCGAACGACCCGGCUCGACCUUGAAUGAGGCUUUGGGAAGCUAUCUAUACACCCUCCCCGAGCUUUUGAAUGACCGAAGCAAUCUAAAAGACUCCUGGUUUCAUGUGGAUGAGAAACAUAGGCCGGUCAUGGAAUACUACACCGUUCACACGGAUAAAGCCGGAAUCCAGAGCACGCCGGAUGGAUGGCCAUCGUCAAAUUAUGUUCAGCUAGCCAAGACUAGCCGACUCCUCGUUGGAUACGGUUCAAUCGACCCGGUCCUUGCGGCCUUUGACUAUUCUUUGGAUGAGGAGUACAUCUUUCCCCCUGGGUAUUUGACAUCCACCAUGGACCUCGCCCCUUCCUCGAAAGAUAGCGUGUCCUCCGGUUGCUUUUUUCAGCCAGGUGCGACGGAGAUUGCUCAAGCCAAUUCGUCAUGGGCCUUUACCGCCAGUCUCCCUGUUACUUACAAGGGGUCUGUCAAUGAGACUAUGGGAUCAUUGUCGAACAUGGCCUCCGAGAUGACUGGAUGUGGACUAUCCAUUGUCCUCAAUUCGACUCUUUUCAAUCAAACUGCGGACAUGAAUUCUCUACACUACAGGAACGUCUCAUUGUCCUCUAGCUGGGCAUGGGCAAUUGGCGAACCAAACGGUGCAGCGACCGGUGGUGGCACGAGCGACCUCCCUCCCUUCGACCGUUGUGCAGUGAUGGAUGUAUCGGCUCAGGGUCGCUGGCGUGCCAUGAAUUGUUCCCAACCACGUCGCGCCGCCUGUCGCGUCGGGAAUGGCCCAUUUUCAUGGACCUUGUCAAACGCCUCAUCCGAAUAUGAGAAUGCCUCGGACGCUUGCCCCCCUGAAACACACUUUGCCGUUCCCCGGACAAGCUUGGAAAACACCUAUCUCUACGAGUACCUGAUCAACCAAUCUAAAGAUCUGAUCGAUCCCACGUCGCCAGAUCCGAGUCGACGCGAGGUAUUCCUCGAUUUCAACUCUAUCGAUAUUACUUCUUGUUGGGUCUCAGGGGGCCCCAAAGCCAAAUGUCCCUAUGGCUCUGAUCCUCAACAGCUAGAGCAUCGAACCGUGCUCGUUGCCGCAAUUGCAGGUAUUAUCAUUGUCAUCAUCACUGCGUUGACGUUGUUCGUGAAGUGCAAUGCGAAUCGGCGUAAUACACGUCGGCGAAAGCGUGCGAUCGAAGGCUGGGAGUACGAAGGUGUGCCAUCAUGA
This is a messenger RNA of Penicillium oxalicum, 1851 nucleotides long. Its product is annotated as Lectin C-type domain protein. The record is from RefSeq and is a predicted model, not a curated record. The transcript has 2 exons. Bases 1 to 1851 code for a protein of 616 amino acids. Lineage: Eukaryota; Fungi; Ascomycota; Eurotiomycetes; Eurotiales; Aspergillaceae.